UAUUACAACAUGUUCAGGCGCCGAUUCCCUGACCCGGAAGUAGCUCGAUCCACGCUGUGCUGGAAGAAUCGUUGGACAAACGAAAGGACCCAGUGAAGACGAGCGGGAUAUACGAUCUAAGAAAAGUGUUUUUAUAAAUCAGAAAUCAUGAGUCUGUUAACAAAACCCAAAUCGGAGAUGACUCCAGAGGAGCUCCAGAAACGAGAGGAGGAGGAGUUCAACACUGGUCCCCUGUCUGUGCUCACGCAGUCAGUGAAGAACAACACUCAGGUCCUCAUCAACUGUCGCAACAACAAGAAACUGCUUGGAAGAGUCAAGGCUUUUGACAGACACUGCAACAUGGUCUUAGAGAAUGUGAAGGAGAUGUGGACAGAAGUUCCCAAGAGUGGGAAGGGAAAGAAGAAGUCUAAGCCGGUGAACAAGGACCGCUACAUUUCUAAAAUGUUCCUGAGGGGCGACUCUGUCAUCAUCGUGCUGAGGAAUCCUCUGAUCACAGGGAAAUGAACUCUUCUACGUCUUUCUUUUGGUUUGUUUUCUAAAUGAUUGAAAGGCUGUGGCAGUGGACAACCAUAAUUGGAGACUUCUUUUGUUUUUGUUUUUUCGUGUUGUUGUGGACACUGCAUUCACUAUAGGGUAAAAAUAGUGUCAAAAUGAUGUCUGUACUUUUUGGAGAGCCAUUCAGGCACAAGAAUACCUGGUUUUGCAUCGUCUUCUGUAUUUUUCAUUUUAAUAAUAAAAGUGAUGACUAGGUUGAA
Molecule: messenger RNA, 755 nt
Organism: Acanthopagrus latus (yellowfin seabream)
Lineage: Eukaryota; Metazoa; Chordata; Actinopteri; Spariformes; Sparidae
Gene: snrpd2
Product: small nuclear ribonucleoprotein D2 polypeptide
Exons: 3
Coding region: 148-504 (118 amino acids)
Biological process (GO): spliceosomal snRNP assembly; RNA splicing
Cellular component (GO): U2 snRNP; catalytic step 2 spliceosome; precatalytic spliceosome
Molecular function (GO): RNA binding
Source: RefSeq, a predicted model, not a curated record